AACUGACAGCUGACAGCGCUCUGUUUCGUGUCCUGAUUUUUCUCUAAGAAAAAUAAAUAAAAUAAUAAAUAAAUGCUGCUUACUUGCAUAGCUAAAUAAUCAAUGGCAUACAUUUUACGUUGAAAGAUUUCAAACAUUAAACAUGGAUGAAGAGGAGAAGAACUCUAUUAUACAAAGUCUUAAUUUAAGAAUAGGUGGCGAUAUUAAUGAUUUAGCAAGUGCUGUAGAAUUACAAGCAGAAUUAGCGGUCAAGCGAGAUCAACUUCAAAAUAGCUUAAAUGUAGCCAACAAUGAAGUGCCAACGAAACUGUCAGCAGCUUUAAAGAAGGCAGAGUUAAAUUCUAAUCAAAUAGAUAAGUUGAAGAGUCGCAGUGAUGAUUUAAAGAAGAAGGUUGAAGCCUUUCUGAACAAAACUGAGCCAUUGAGGUCUGAGAUUGAUAAGAGGUUUGCAGCUAUCAAUAAACUGGAAGAGGUCUUAGUUUACUUAAGGUCGUUUGAGAAAAUUGAUGAACUGAGCCGCCAAAUGAAACAAACUAAUGAUGAUGAGCAAAUGGUGUUACUGUACAGUGAGCUCAGGAAGAUGUGCGCCAUGUACCAAAAGGGGCAUAGAGCCAGUUAUGUGAAGGAGUACACACAUUAUUGGCAUAACGUUCUCAAAGAUAAACUCACGAAACAUUACGAAGAUGUACUGAAGCAGCUGAAAUGGCCAUUCUCAGCUCCAGCAGACGCCUCCCCAAUACCCAAAGAGGUGAUGGUGAAGUUCAACAGUCUCACUAAAUAUCUAUUUCUCAUUGAAGAACCUGAGGAUCUAGUCAACAGUAAUGUGACAGAUGAAUUGGGACAAGAGAAAGGUCCAUGCCUGCCAGUGAGAGUGUUACUACGUCCUCUUAAAAAGAGGUUCCAAUUCCAUUUCACGGGUUCACGUCAGACGGCCCGUAUCGAUAGACCGGAAUGGUUCCUUACACAGACCCUCACUUGGAUCAAACACCAUCAAGUUUUCGUCCAGUCUUAUGUUCAGCCGAUUGCUGAUAAAUUGGAACUAAAGCAUGUUAAGGCAGCGGAUGAAUUCAAUGCUGGCCUCAUAGCACUGGCAGCCGAGAGAUUGCACACAGUACUUGCGUUGUAUCACACUCAAAGUUCUAAGGGCGAAAUAGUCGAUGUCGACGCGGCUUUCGCUCAUGCCGUGGAUGAAACCCUCGGCUUCCAAAGGGAAUUAGUUGAUAUCACUGGAAAAGAUAUUAACAGUGUACUGUCAGUUUUGACGAAGGCGGAAACUUUUGUGAGAUGGCAGACUGUGGAAAAGAAAUAUGCCUUAGCAAAAAUGGACGAGAGUCUAGAAUGUUCUCAGUGGAGCGAGGGAGUAGGUGCAGGGGCCGGGGCGGCGACUGGCUCUGCGUUGUGGAUACCACGUGCGGCUGAUUGGUUCGUUACUUUACUGAGGACCAUUGAAGACCGAUAUGCGUUGUUGCCGCAGCCGGGACACAGACUACAAUUCCUGGAGCUUCAACUAGAGCUAGUAGAAGAAUGGCGUAUCCGUCUCACACAGCUGCUCAGCGCGGCCAUAGACUCGUUACAUGUGGACUCCUUCCUAUCGCCUGACACGGGAUCUCAUCCGUUGACAGCUGUCAUUAAUGCCGCUCAUCAUACUAGGACUGUUUUGUUGCAGUGGGCGCAUUCUUUGCAUUAUCUACAACUACAUUACUACCGGCGUCAGUUCCACAACUUCACGCAACAACAGCAUCAAGACGAUGAGUUCAGUGACACCACUUCUGACACUGACUACACGGAUUCUGAUGAAAUGCCUUGCAAGAGGAAUAAAGAAAUAACAGCGGAAGCAUUAUCGCUAAUGGAAGUGGAACUACGAGCCAAGAACUUAGCGCUCAGUGAAAUGUCCAGACAUAGUUCAAUGGUCCCAGAUUUGAACCAAUACGAUGUGACAUCACCAAUAGUAAACCUGGCAGUAACAGAACCCUUAACGGGUGAAGAUGAGGCAGAGGAAGCAGGGGUGUUUGCCGAAGCACCCGCGUUGCUCGCUCGCCUCAGAGACAGCGGCCUCGCGUCUCUGGCCGAACAUAUACUGCUCGAGUUUAAGGCGGGCUUGAAGGACUAUAAGAGGCAAAAAUGGCACGGGCUAUUAAUCGUAGAAGAAAUGGCGCUAAGUGUAUCGGGCUCGCUCUGCCGGCCGCUCGCGGCGCUGUGUGCGCGACUGUCCGUGGCCGCACUACGACUCGCGCCCACACUUACCACGAGACUGCGGGCGCAUCUCGCUGAUAUUGUUGAUCAGUAUAUUUUUGAGGAGAUCGUACUAGAGAGCUGGUUCAAUACGGGCGGUACGAUGCAGUUCACACACGACGUCAAGCGUAACCUCGUACCUGCGUUUGCGCCACCGAACAAAAUCGCCACGCAAGUCUACCAGUUACCCAGGCUCCUAGAAGCGUGUAAACUCCUGAACAUGGAUUACGACGACGCCCGCCGACUCCGCGCUCUCUUAACAAAACAGCCCGCUGCCGCCGCGGAACUUCUGGAACAUCAUUCCAUUCGUUACAUACAAACAGCUCAGGCCCUACAAAUACUUAACCAGAGGACUGACCUCAGUGACGCCACCAGUCCCUCGUCGGUCAUGGAGUUGUUCUGAAACUUCGAAGGAGGAGGCGUCUAAGCAACUUGCUAAUAUUGGGGUGGAUCGAAAUGGCCGCCUGUAAGGUGUCGUGUAACUUUGAAGUGCGGUUCUCGUUUAGAUUUUCUGCCAUAGAUAAUGAAGGCUUAGACUAAGAAUAUUAGUAAGAAAAUACAAUAGUGUGUGAACCAAUAGGUAAUCUUGAGGUUU
This is a messenger RNA of Helicoverpa zea (corn earworm), 2827 nucleotides long. It is a transcript of the gene Rint1, whose product is annotated as RAD50-interacting protein 1. Gene Ontology annotation, cellular component: Dsl1/NZR complex. The record is from RefSeq and is a predicted model, not a curated record. The coding region runs from base 143 to 2635 and encodes 830 amino acids. The transcript has 14 exons. NCBI's taxonomy places the organism in Eukaryota, Metazoa, Arthropoda, Insecta, Lepidoptera, Noctuidae. Gene Ontology annotation, biological process: endoplasmic reticulum to Golgi vesicle-mediated transport; regulation of ER to Golgi vesicle-mediated transport; retrograde vesicle-mediated transport, Golgi to endoplasmic reticulum.